AUGGCUGGCGACCGUGCCGAGGUUCCAUACCAUCUGGACGUCUCUGGGAACCAAUACACAGGCAAUGCUCUGAAACAACUACGACUCAGUGUAGAGAGAUUUGUGCCACCAAAGACGGUAACUGUGGUUGAGGAUCCAAACCUUGACCCUUUCUAUCUGGAGCGAGCAUUAGAAGCUCCGAAGCAGUGGGAUGGUUCUAUUGAUGACGAGUCGGAAGUUGAUCUGGACGACCUCGAGAAUGAGUAUUUUAUGUCUUACAUGACUGAGGAGACACAAUCACCACCAUUGAAUCAACCUAAUCCUGUUCAGUCCCACGCCAUUCACUACCAGGAAUCACAAGAUUCAAAGCCUGUUUGUCCAACGACACCUGAUUGGCAACGAACACAUCAUCAUCACACCCCAAGCUCUUGUAGUUCCAUACAAACUGAUGCUACGGGUGUCACUCCGGACCUAACACCAAGCAGCUCAUUCUCUUCAACAUAUUCCGACUCUGAUUACACCGAAGGAAAGAAACCAACGCAUCAAGAGUUUUUGCAUAGCCAUCGCGCUUUCCGCGAUCGAUCCCAAAACACGGCGCAAUUUUAUCUGCCAGCCGCAACUCCUGACAACCAGUCAAGGGCGUGCACGCGGCCGAAUACUCCUGUGGAGCGAUCCGCGGUUGCAGCUCUUGCUGAAUACCAUAACACGUCCUCUGAAACACUCACCAUGGUUCCCAAGGAGCCUGCAGUAGCUGCAGCAUCUUCCCUACGCUCCAAGCCAUUGCCUAGCUUGCCACCUAUUUUGAAAAAUGUCGGACCUGCCCCUCUCGCUAAAAAGGCCCAAAACAGCGGAUCGAGAAGCCAGAUUGAUCCAUCGCUUAUCUCACCGCCGAGUCUGGUGAACCCUGUUACAAAGGAACCCCACAUGACUCCAUUUAACCAUGCUCUUUUCAUUCCUGCCCAUGGUUGUCCCAGUCCGCUUCCGAACCCCACGCCCAUAUCUCCACUCAUUGCACGACAAAGCACCAAUGCAUCUAUUAAGGGGCGACCCUCAACUUCUACAUCAGUAGCUUACGGAGAACAGUCGGUCUGGGAAUCGGACUCGGAAUCAGGGUCGAUUAGUGGUAAAUCACAAUCCCGGCGGGGACCCAUCGACACGCUUCGGAAGGUCCGAAGUCGAGUGCAGCUGCGUCGCAUUGCCAAAUCGGAUGCGAAGUUGCACGCGGACAUCAAUAAUAAUCCGAACGGAACUACUAUUACGACUACAAUUAAUAGUAUCGGUGGCACAAUCACAACCACCCGUACCACUACAGCUAAUGCUGGCAGCCAUGGGGCAUUGUGGGCAACAUCCCCGGUAGACGCGGGCCAGACCGAUCCCAUAAGCCGCCCGGACAAUCUAACCCAACUCGACAACCGCGCGGCCGGUAGUGUCACCUCCAUACCCGACGAUUUGCUGCCGCCACCUCCACCCCUGAAGCAGACAUUACGCUUGGUGGCCCCAUCCACCACGUCACUCCCACAGUCAUCUCGACACAGCAGCGAGAAAUUAUCCGGAGAUAUUGAUUCUUCGACAGCUGCCGCUAUCCAAGCCCAAUCCCGUCGACGACAGCGGUCUAAUGCCACGGAUGAGUAUUUGCCAUUUCCCAAAACCGAGGCAAUGCAUCAUCACUAUUACUGCAAUAGCCACACCUUGCCAUCAUCGGAAACUGUAUCGUCCAACACCGCUUCAAUAGAACAGCCAACUGUGUUCAAGAGAAUAUGGGGGUCACUGCGAUCCUUGGAUUGUCGCAGUGGUUAA
This is a messenger RNA of Talaromyces marneffei, 1776 nucleotides long. RefSeq lists its product as uncharacterized. NCBI's taxonomy places the organism in Eukaryota, Fungi, Ascomycota, Eurotiomycetes, Eurotiales, Trichocomaceae. The record is from RefSeq and is a predicted model, not a curated record. The transcript has a single exon. Bases 1 to 1776 code for a protein of 591 amino acids.